AUGGACAUGGAGUUUGUUAAAUUCCAUCCAACAGGAAUUCAUGACGCGGGCUGUCUCAUCACCGUGGGCUGCCGUGGCGAGGGUAGCCUCCUCAUUAGCAACAAGGAUGGGGGUUUCAUAGAAGAGUAUGCGCCAAACGCCAAGGAUCCAGCUUCAAUAAAUGUUGCCUCACGUGCCACGACUAUGGAGAUCCGAGCGGGACGCGGCGUCGGUCUGCGAAAGUAUCAUUGCCACUUACAACUCAGCCACUUAUCUGCCGAGGUCCUCCACUUGCGUCUUCCAGGAGUAUCGGAGACCACAGUGACCUUCGUCGGUGUUGAUGUGACGAAGGAACCUGUGCCCGUCUUGCCCACCGUCCAAUAUAACAUGGGCGGCGUGCCGACCAAUUACAAAGGUCAGGUCAUAACUUACGAUCCCGUCACCAGAAGGGACAAACUUGUGCCUGGACAGUAA
Molecule: messenger RNA, 453 nt
Organism: Spirometra erinaceieuropaei
Lineage: Eukaryota; Metazoa; Platyhelminthes; Cestoda; Diphyllobothriidea; Diphyllobothriidae
Source: the annotation of a GenBank genome assembly